AUGUAUCCAUCGUGUGCGAAUUUAACUGAUCCGCAUGAGUUCAGCAUAUGCGAUCCGACCAGAAAUGAGACGGAACCCGAGCCAAUAUUUGACGAGGAUUUAGAGAAAAUAGUGUCGAUGACAGUUUUUGUAUUAUUUGGUAUAAUAUUCGUUGUUGGUUUAAUAGGAAAUGCUCUAGUGGUUAUCGUGGUUGCGUUCAAUCCAUUAAUGAGAUCAACGACGAACAUUUUAAUAAUCAAUUUAGCAAUUUCGGAUUUAAUGUUUGUAAUUAUGUGUAUACCUUUCACGGCUAGUGAUUAUAUUUUAACAAAUUGGCUUUUUGGGGAUCUAUGGUGUAAAUGUGUACAAUACAUGAUUGUAGUCACGUGUCUUGGUAGCGUCUACACACUAGUACUUAUGUCAUUAGACAGGUUUCUUGCUGUCGUUCAUCCUAUUUCGAGCAUGUCGAUACGAACGGAAAAAAAUGCCUUAAUAGCGAUAAUCCUAGCAUGGAUUCUUAUUUUUACGACUGCAAUUCCGACCGCAAUAUGUCAUGGUGAGGUAUCCUAUGUGCAUAAAGGAGAAAAUCACACAGCCUGCUUGUUUCUAUCAGAACAAGGAUAUCGUCAUGAUUUAUUCCAGAUAUCGUUCCUUCUCUCAUCUUAUGUCAUUCCAUUGUCAUUAAUAUCGUUCCUUUACGUUGGAAUGUUGUCACGUCUUUGGAGUUCUGGUGCUCCGGGUGGCGGAAAAGGCUCGAAAGAAUCCAGGAAGGGGAAGAAGCGAGUAACACGAUUAGUUGUUUUUGUGGUCGUCGCAUUUUCAAUCUGUUGGGCACCAAUACAAAUUAUCCUAGUAUUAAAAUCGUUAAAUCUUUACAAGACAAAUGCAAUAACCGUCUCAAUACAGAUCAUAAGCCACGUGUUAGCAUACUUAAAUUCAUGUCUAAAUCCAUUCCUUUAUGCCUUUCUAAGUGAAAACUUUAGGAAAGCUUUUAGGAAAGUUAUGUGGUGCGGUCGACAGCACCAAUCAUCUCAUUAUAUCCUAACAGCACCUGAUACAAAAUCAACACGCACACGUACGGGUGGUAAUACAGGAAAUGGAGCGCCAAGUGUCGACAUUCUCUAAAAAUUGGCUUGUGAAAAUUGAGAAGCACUAAGUGUAGCUAAAUUUACUUAUAGUAUUAUAUUACACAACAAAAACAAGCGAUGAAAAUGGAAAGUUACUUUAUAAUGUCAAUCAAAAUCAGUAUGGUAAAUUUCGUAAAUGCCACCCACACUCAUCCAGCAGCUACUGUGACAUUGAUUUUUUUUUUUUUGAUGUUGCCGAAAAUUUAUUUUUGCUUUGUUUUGUUGACUUGAAGAUACUUCUUGGAAACCACUCGCUGUCUCGUUGACAAACAAAAAACUUUUUUUUUUGAAGGAGCUAAUUUAGCGCAUUUUCUAUGGUUUGGUAUAGAAAGAUAUAGCUGAGGAUACUUUGUCUAGAAUGCUGUUGAAUUUUCCUUGAAGGAUUCUGGGCUAAAUCUGAAUAAUAGAGUUGAUCUAGAUCUCAAGGGGUAUGAAACUAAGUUAUAUUUAAGAAUCUUUGACUGAUUUAUCAGGUUAUUUGAUUUGCAAGGGGUG
This is a messenger RNA of Chironomus riparius, 1601 nucleotides long. Lineage: Eukaryota; Metazoa; Arthropoda; Insecta; Diptera; Chironomidae. The record is from the annotation of a GenBank genome assembly.